Messenger RNA from Onychomys torridus (southern grasshopper mouse), 435 nucleotides. It is a transcript of the gene Iqcf3, whose product is annotated as IQ motif containing F3. Lineage: Eukaryota; Metazoa; Chordata; Mammalia; Rodentia; Cricetidae. Bases 1 to 435 code for a protein of 144 amino acids. Gene Ontology annotation, molecular function: calmodulin binding. The record is from RefSeq and is a predicted model, not a curated record. The transcript is spliced from 2 exons.
AUGGCCCGCAUGGCUGAGAGAGGGAGAAAUGGGCCCCGUCCUUCAAAUCUACUACACCACCAAAAAAGGACCCAAGCAGCCAGUAAGAUCCAGGCCUUGUGGCGCGGAUUCCUGGUGAGGCAGACUCUGCUGGUUGCUGCCCUCAAUGCCUGUGUGAUUCAGUGCUGGUGGAGGAACAUCCUGCACAGGCACAUUCUUAAACAGCGGCUGGCCCUGCUGCGGAUAUACGUCAUCGAGGAAGAGGCGGCAGUCAGGCUCCAGGCCUGGGUUCGCAUGUGGCAGUGCCGUAGGUAUUUCAGUCACAUGUGCAACACGCUCUGUGUGGUCCAGUCCCUCGAGAGCAGCAUCACCUUCCAGAAUGAUGACAUUUUUCAGGUUCAAUAUGGAAUGGUUCCCAAGCAGCCAGAGUUCCAUAUUGAAAUCCUCUCCCUCUAG